Molecule: messenger RNA, 1218 nt
Organism: Didymodactylos carnosus
Lineage: Eukaryota; Metazoa; Rotifera; Eurotatoria; Philodinida; Philodinidae
Source: the annotation of a GenBank genome assembly
AUUAUUACUUUUUCUCAAUCGUCUUCGCCAAAUUGAAAUUGUUCGUCAACAAGGAGUUAAUGAAACAAAUAAUCGAAUAUUUACUCGAAUCGAUCAGUAUUCUUAUAUUGCGAAUUAUAAGAACCUUAUAAUUACAGUAUGCAUUUCUCCUGACUGGAGCAUAUAAGAUUCUAUAAAAUUCCUAUCUGAUUUCCGUACUUUCGGUCGCCUCGGAUUUUGGGUGAGAAACAGUUUUUAUAGUUUCCGAAACACUGUUUCAUCGUAAAAAAUGACUAAUGUAAACGAAAAUCUCUUACUAGAAAUGUGUUGACUUGCUCAACAGCAAGCAAACUCUGAAAUGUUUGCGACACUGGACUUCAGAUCAAUCUUUCGACUUUCUUGCGCUCUUUAAGUCUCUUUAUUAUUCAUAUGAUGCCGGAAAAAAACCUUGAAUAUGGUAAGCAUUUUAAUCUGAAAAGUAGCGUAGCGCUAGCUGAAUGUUUUAUGUUAAAGGAUGUUAAAUAUUAAAUAAUGUUUCAUUUUUAAUCAGAAAUGUUUGCUCGUUGAUGAAGAAAGUUUCAGUCUCGUUUGUAAAAAGAGCAAACUGAUUAUGCUAAACGUUUUCCAAUAAAUAGAUUAAAUCUUUCUUAAGGCUCGCUGUUCCCCAAAAGGUCAAGUUUCCAAUUAAGGUGCAGUUUUGUAAUUUCCAUGUGCUUAGAUAGAGAAGAAAGUGCGCUACAAACAGCCAUGAAGUUUCUUUCUACCUAUAUAUUUAUACCUUUCUUCAGGAAAAACAUGAAGUUCUUGUGGAGAAACCCCGAUUUCCUGAUUAAAAAACAUGAAUUUUCUUGUGGAUCAUGCUAAUCGACAAAUUAUUGAAUUACAAGAGAGAACAAUAAUUUCAGAAAAAAUAACUAAAAAUUUUUGGUUUGUUGUCAAGAGAGUUAUUCAAGUACCGGCUGAGCUUCAGGUGAAAAGAACACAUUUAGAAUUUGAUUGAAAUACAUCUAUUUUGAAUUUUACACGAAAUUAAGUGAUGUCAAAUGUGAUGUUGAAUCGACAACAAUUGCCAUUGCUUAUCCAUUAAAUGCCAUUUAUGAAUCACCAUCAUAUCAAAUUUUACCAACACAACCACUCUUUGCCUAUUUACCACUUCGUUCAUAUGGUUUUCGUUUUAUUCUUCAAGCUGAUUUUGAAAUUCCAGCUACUCGACAAGAAAUUCUACGUGAUAAUAUGUGA